Molecule: messenger RNA, 2325 nt
Organism: Linepithema humile (Argentine ant)
Lineage: Eukaryota; Metazoa; Arthropoda; Insecta; Hymenoptera; Formicidae
Gene: Skp2
Product: S-phase kinase-associated protein 2
Cellular component (GO): cytoplasm
Molecular function (GO): protein binding
Source: RefSeq, a predicted model, not a curated record
UUUUUGAUUAAAAAUCUAAAGAUGUCCAAUUUUUUACUAGCACAGCACCGUCGAUCGCCGCGCCAAUGAGCGUUUGUUUUGCGAGCGAUCGGUGGUUGAGAGCGGCGCCGGUGAUCGAAGAGGUUAAUGUAUCCCUUUUUCCCACCUAAAAUGAAUUCUGGUGUGGUUGAACACAUGCGAUUGCAUGAAAAGACUCGCCGUUUAUCAAAAUCGGAGGAAUUCUCUCCGCCAGAAAGCAAACGAUUAUGCUUGGAUAAUGAUUGUAAUAACAUUCUAAAUAGUAGCUUUGACAGUGGGUCUCAAAGUAAUACAAGAUGGUCAUAUUCUGGAACUGCCAGUCUUGUAGAACCGGAAAUUUUAGAAGAUAUGGGUGUUGGUAUGUUAGAAGAUGAAAGAAACUGUAAAAAUACAAAAACGUUAGAAUCUGAAGAUUGUACAGUGUUGCCAAUAAGUUUAGAUCAUAACAAAAGAUUGUUGACAAAUAAAACUAUUGGCUUUGAAUAUCAAGAGGAAGUUUAUACGAGUCCUGAUUUGGAAAUUGUUAAUACAAAGAGAACACAAAAAGACCCCUCUGAUUUAUAUGAUCUAAACGUGUUUGGCGACAUAGAGAAUGAAUCUGGCUAUUCAUCAAGAGUAGAAGCUGAUCAUUUUGGGGAUCUAAAAGAAAAUUUUGUCAAGGGAAACAUGAAUACUUCCAUCGAUAAGAAUGAACAAGCUUGUUUAGAUCAAUUUUGCUUAUUUCGAAGAAAAAGAAAACCUUCCAUUGAUGGUGAAGACAAGUUUAACAAAUUGUCGGAUGAAAUCAUUUUGAUGAUAUUAAAAUGGUUACCUAAAAAAUGUUUGGUACGCGCCAUGUUGGUAUGCAAACGUUGGUGUCAAAUAGCUCGUGAUGAAGUAUUAUGGACUAGAUUAGACUUGGGUAGUAAAGUUUUAGGCGAAGGCACAUUAGGGCAUAUAUUGCCACGAGGGGUACAAAUUCUAAGACUGGCACAAGCGGAAAUUGCAGAUUCUGUCUUUUCUAUGGGCAGUCAAGUUCUCAAUGGCUCUUACAUCAGUAAAUUACAAUAUUUGGAUUUAUCUAUGGCUGUUAUAUCGCCGAUUGGUUUAGCUGUGCUAUUAUCCAAAUGUAAAUAUCUGAAAAAGUUGUCAUUGGAGAAAUGUAUAUUAAAUAGAGACUGUUGUAAAGCUAUUAGUGAAAAUACCGAAUUAAAAGUCUUGAAUCUAACAAUGUGCGAAAAUUUAGAUAUUCAGUGUAUUCAUGAUGUAAUGAAGCUUGAAAGUUUAACUUCACUCAAUAUGGCAUGGUGUUCCUUGGAUAAUGACUGUAUGACUUUACUUUGUAAGGCAAUGCCGACAUCUAUUACGCGCCUAAAUAUAGCGGGCUGUAGGAAAACGCUAACUGAUGAUAACAUAAAAGACUUGUCAAAAAGGUGUCCAGAUAUUAUAGAAUUAGACUUGAGUGAUUGUGCUAUGCUUACAAUACUAAGUGUCCAUCAUUUACUAAAUUUUUCCAAAAUUGAGCAUUUAUCGCUGAGCCGUUGCUACAGCAUUCCACAAUCAGCGUAUAUAAGAUUAGCUCAUAUGCCGUGUCUAAUGUAUUUAGAUGUUUUCGGAUUGAUGUCGGAAUCAGUGCUCAAAUCGUUACAAGCUAACUUGCAUCAACAACCCGAAAUUAAUAAAUUCCUCUAUAGCUCGGUCGCAAGGCCGACAGUCGGUAUUCGAAGAACCAGUAUUUGGGGUCUUCGCGUUAGAGAUUGAAUUUGAGAAGCAUAAUACUCAUCGGUUUACAGUAAAUGUAACAAUAGGUUCGACCAAAGGGUAAAUGAUCUGUACGUAAUAUUGUACAGUACUGUUUUUACGCAGACUGAAUAUACCGUACUGAAAAAAUUUAAUUUAACUUGGGAAAGAGUGAGAUAAACAUUUAAGAUAAUACAUAUAGUUUUCUGACAAUUUAAUAUUGAAUUGUUGCUCAGAUAUAUUUAGAAGUUUUGUAAAUAGAUUAUUCUUAUAGUAAAAAGCACUGUGUUGAUACUUAACGUAUUGAAUUAUUACGGCUGUGCGAGACCGUCUUGUUUACUAGUAACUUCUAAUUAUAUUACACAAAUAAAAGUUUGUCAAUUUUGCUGCUACUAAUUUUGCUACUAAUUUGAAAGAUCUCAAAGAGAAUCGUGUAAAGUGAUCAGAUAUAGAUUUAUAUGUAUUGUUCAGCAUUCGCAAGAUGCAAGAGUUGAAAUCUAAAGGGUACUUGUGAUAACAAAUCAAUGUUCAUUAUUAAUUAACGAUUACAUAAUCUAUUACAUAUACAAUAAAAUAUCUUUAAUUAAA